Homarus americanus (American lobster) is the source of this 3027-nucleotide messenger RNA. RefSeq names its product TATA-box-binding protein-like (gene Tbp). Gene Ontology annotation, biological process: DNA-templated transcription initiation. The coding region runs from base 37 to 930 and encodes 297 amino acids. Gene Ontology annotation, molecular function: RNA polymerase II general transcription initiation factor activity; DNA binding. The record is from RefSeq and is a predicted model, not a curated record. The transcript is spliced from 7 exons. Lineage: Eukaryota; Metazoa; Arthropoda; Malacostraca; Decapoda; Nephropidae.
UUUACCUCUGCUGGGUCAGGUCGCCUCACCGCCACCAUGGACCACAUGCUACCAUCCCCAGGGUUCAGCAUCCCCAGCAUAGGGACGCCGCUGGCUCACACAGGGGAGGAAGAGAUGAUCCUGCCGUCAGCCCAACAGCAGCAGCAACAGCAGUCAGCACAGCAACAGCAGGCACAGCAGCAGGGACAACAGCAGAUAACCACCCAGCAGCAGACGUACAGCAGCGGGUUCACGCCACACAGUCUAAUGCAGCCUCACACACCGAGCAUGUUGUCGCCGGCGGUGGGUGGAGGCUCCCAGGUCGGUGCUGCCAUGUUCGGCUCGGCCACGGGACCUUCCACCCCAGCAGGAGGACCCAUGACCCCCAUGACUCCCCACUCCAAUGACCCGGGCAUCGUACCUCAACUGCAGAAUAUCGUCUCAACAGUGAACCUAAAUUGCAAACUAGACCUGAAAAAAAUAGCGCUCCACGCACGUAACGCAGAAUAUAACCCCAAGCGAUUUGCCGCCGUCAUCAUGAGAAUCCGUGAACCCCGAACUACAGCGCUCAUCUUCUCCUCGGGGAAAAUGGUUUGUACCGGAGCGAAGAGUGAAGACGACUCCAGAUUAGCGGCAAGAAAAUACGCGCGGAUUGUACAGAAGUUGGGCUUCCCUGCGAAAUUCCUCGAGUUCAAGAUUCAGAACAUGGUCGGGAGCUGUGACGUGAAGUUCCCCAUCAGAUUAGAAGGCCUCGUCCUUACCCACAGUCAAUUCAGCAGUUACGAGCCCGAGUUGUUUCCUGGUCUCAUCUAUCGUAUGGUGAAGCCACGUAUUGUCCUCCUCAUAUUUGUUUCUGGCAAAGUCGUAUUAACGGGCGCGAAAGUCAGAAGUCAAAUCUACGAAGCGUUCGACAACAUCUACCCCAUACUGAAGAGUUUCAAGAAGCAAUGAGUGGUGGUAGAUGAAGUGGUGAACAGACUCUUGAAUAAUAAUCAAUGACCGUGCCGUUGAUUUGUGUUUAUUCGCAAGGCAGUGAAUGGUGGUCGAUGAGCUGCCGUACUCACGACUAAUCAAUGACUGAGCCAUUGACUGGUUUAAAUAAGUUGGUACAAAGUGUGAGUUCUACACAAGUCAAUCUCUACCGUAAGUGUAUUAUAAAACAAGUAUGUCGCAAAGAUUCCAAUAAUUUUUUCAUACACUUUUGCCAUUGAGCAUAAGUUACGUGGUCCUCUAACCUUUAAUAGGGUUCCAUCACAGUGUCAGGAUAUCAUAGUUGAUGUAAUAUUCUCUGUGGAACCUUUGUGUGUGUCAAGACAUUUAUAGUGUGUCAUGAGCCUGAAAAAUAAGUGUUGUGCCAAUUUUGAAUCUCUGAAUAUAAAUGUGUAAAAAAAACAAACAUCCGCUGUGCUGGAAGAUAUACUGUACGUGUCUUUGGUACUCCUAAAUCUUUGUACACGUUGAAGUUAGUAUGGGGUGUGGCAGCUAAGUGAAUACAGUACUGUGCUUUUUUUCCUGUCCUGAUGGUUGUAAAAGUACCUCUAGUUCACUCAGAUGUAAAUUCAUACCUAACUUUACAGAUGGGAGAGUGAAGGUGGUAUAGUACAGUGCCUGACAAACGACUCUGUGUACCUAAGCCUGAGAACUGGCUGUUUGGUAUACUGUAUCAACAGUUAAUGGACUGUCAGGAUUUUUCAGAUUGGUACGACUGAGUUUUAUGCCCAUAGAAAUACCUUACGCCUUUACACACACACAUAAUGGUUUUCAUAUUUAUACCUAGAGACAAAUUUUUCACUCGCUCCAAAAGAAUAUCAGUACGAUUUUGUGUGAAGACAAUAUGACACAAAGGACGAAGGAUUUUGACAACCUUAGAGACAACAGGAAACACGGUGUUCGUUUUGAAAUUCGUCGGAUCCGUUGGUGAAGAGAAUUCCCGGAGCGAAUAUUACACCAGCGUGGACACCCCUGAUAAGAACCAAAUAGCAAGCUCUCUCUCUCUCACACACACACAUCAUCCAUGGAAGAGUUAAUUAUUUUUAUCCUAAGAGUAGAUUAGUCAACCAAUAUGAAGAGGAAAUGAGAUAGUCUUUGUCCAGAGUUGAUAAACGCCGUGGAACUCCAGCUGACCGUAUCAGUUUGACCCCCAUGCUUACUGUGGGUUAGGUUUGGGGAGGUGGUUCGCUCGAGGGUGUGGCCUGUCGUUGAGGUGUAUGUAGACAGUGCGUACAGAGUGGGUGAGGAAUAACUGGCUCAUUUAUGACAUGUAAAAUCCUACCAUUCUCAUCAUACAUAUUACAUGACCUAGAUCACGCGCACCUACAGUGAUUUACUUGCAUAAUACACAUCAUACGCGGGUACUUCUCGCCGACCCUGUACGUAUAAGCAUGAUAGCUCUUCUGUCUCGUAUGCCAACACGGUAAGAAUCUUCCGGCAGGUAUACUCCCCAGGGACGACCACACGAGAUCACAUUUGUGUCGGGCGAAAUUAGAGGUAUUCUUGGAAACACCGCUUUGGUAUUUAUAUUUAGUAUCUCACACGUUGUUUUUACAGUUACCGAUUGGUUGUGUAUUGGCCGAGAUGAACGACGGGGAUGAUAUUAGUGUACCGUGAUGUACCAGUGUGAUGUGUUUAAGAUGCAUUUGACUCUCUCGGGGGGGAAGAGCAUGUAUGUGAUGAAUGACGGCACCGAUGUAUGGAUAAAUGACAGCCGGAUUAUUACAUUGUCGUUGAUUCAUACAUCUGUGCGGUUAUGCAUGGUACAAAUAUGCAUAUCUCUCAAGUUUCCUCCUAUGAUGAGAGCUCAAGUCUUGAAUGUCACAGGUUAAUCCUAAUUAAAUUUUCUCUUAAAAGAUUAUGGUGAAUUUCAUAUAUGUAACAUUAAUUAUAAUCUGUUGUGGUGAUGAAUCUGUCUGUCACAAUUGUAGAUUAAUUUAAUGUGGGUAAGUUUAUUUCCUUUUAUAUACCAACUACUGCAAUUUUUAUGUUCUCUUUUAAAUAAUAUACUUUUAUCAUUGACACUAUUUACAAAACAAUAAAAAAUCCCUAAUUCUG